CUUUAUUCCUCAACUUUCUCACUCUCUUUAAGUAUUGUAGCUCAUACAUUCUCUCACUUCUCUCUUCCUCUUUCAUUGAUCAUAACCCAAUUUCACCAAAAAAACAUUCAUUAUCUCAUCAUCUCAAUUCUUUUUUCAAAAGCUUCAAAUGAGUUUCUUUCAUGUCAUCACUUUGACAUAAUUCUCCUAAAGUUCCAAAAUUUUGAAAAAUUUCUACCUACCCUUUAUUCCUUCUUCAAAAAAAUUUAAAUUUUUUUUUUUGCUAUUCAUGCUCAUGGACUACUUAAAGGAACUAGAAUGCAAAAUGGCACAUGAUUAUCAAAAGAAGGAUAAAAUGGCAACAUCAAUAUUGGUUCAAGGACCAAUUAUAGUAGGAGCUGGUCCAUCAGGAUUAGCAGCAGCUGCAUGUCUUAAACAAAAAGGAAUUCCAAGCUUAAUCCUUGAAAGAGCAAAUUGUUUAGCUUCAAUGUGGCAACUCAAAACCUAUGAUAGAUUAAAGCUUCAUCUUCCAAAACAAUUUUGUCAAUUACCUCUCAUGCCAUUUCCAAAAGGGUUACCUUCAUAUCCAACAAAGCAACAAUUUUUAUCUUACUUAAAAGCUUAUGCUAAUCACUUUGAUAUUAAUCCUUUUUUUGGUAAACAAGUUGUGAAUGCUGAAUUUGAUCAUGUUUGUGGAGUUUGGAGAGUGAAGACUCAAGAAGUUACUAUGAAAAAGAGUGUUGUUAUUGAAUAUGUUUGUCAAUGGUUGAUUGUGGCUAGUGGUGAAAAUGCUGAGGAAGUUAUGCCUUCAAUUGAAGGGAUGGAACAAUUUCAAGGACCUAUUUUGCAUACUAGUUUGUAUAAAAGUGGAAGCAUGUUUUGUGGGAAGAAUGUUUUGGUGGUGGGGUGUGGAAAUUCAGGCAUGGAGGUGUGUUUAGAUCUUUGCAACCAUAAUGCUCAUCCUUCCUUAGUUGUUAGAGAUACGGUACAUAUCUUGCCACAACAAAUAUUUGGAAAAUCAACUUUUGGUUUAUCUAUGUGGUUACUUAAAUGGUUCUCAGUACAUUUUGUGGAUCAAUUUUUACUUCUAAUGUCAUAUCUUAUACUUGGUGACACAUCUCAAUAUGGAAUUCAGAGACCAAAAAUUGGUCCAUUAGAGCUUAAGAAUUUGUAUGGAAAAACACCAGUUUUAGAUGUUGGGACAGUAGCUCAAAUCAAAACUGGCAAAAUUAAGGUUUGUAAAGGAAUUAAACGACUAGCACAUAAUGCAGUGGAAUUUGUUGAUGGAAAAGUAGAGAACUUUGAUGCAAUCAUUCUAGCUACUGGUUAUAAAAGCAAUGUACCCACUUGGUUAAAGGGAAGUGACAUGUUUAGUGAGAAAGAUGGAUUUCCAAGGAAACCAUUCCCAAAUGGAUGGAAAGGAGAAAAAGGAUUAUAUGCUGUUGGUUUCACCAAACGUGGCUUACUUGGUUCAUCUAUUGAUGCAAAAAGGAUUGCUGAAGAUAUUGAACAUAGCUGGAAAGCUCUUAAGGCCAAGCCACUUGCAUGAGUGAUGUGAAAAAUAAUAUCAUGCAAAUGUUUUUAGGGUUAGAAAAAAAAUAUUGGACUCUUCUUGGUUAUGGAGGUUCCUCUCCCAUUUGAGAAAAAAAAUGAAAAAGAAAAAGAAAAAAGUGCAUAUCUAUAUUUUUAUAUAUAUAUGAUCAAUAUAGAAUGUGUGAUUCCCAUUAUAUCCAUUAAAAAUACUAGGAAAUAUUGGUGGUUGGUGAAGGAAUUGAUGUUUAUUUUUGUUUGUUUGGGGUGAGAAUUAUUA
Molecule: messenger RNA, 1789 nt
Organism: Vicia villosa (hairy vetch)
Lineage: Eukaryota; Viridiplantae; Streptophyta; Magnoliopsida; Fabales; Fabaceae
Product: indole-3-pyruvate monooxygenase YUCCA2-like
Exons: 4
Coding region: 269-1528 (419 amino acids)
Biological process (GO): auxin biosynthetic process
Molecular function (GO): NADP binding; flavin adenine dinucleotide binding; N,N-dimethylaniline monooxygenase activity
Source: RefSeq, a predicted model, not a curated record